CAGGCAAGCUUGCUAGCCCCCAAAAAAUGUACAACUUCAAGUUGCUCAACUGUUGCACAGAUCAUCAACUACUGCAUUUGAAGACACUGCCACCUGCUGACAUGUGCCUCAAAUGUGAUUAUCAAAGAGUCCUCAACAGACAUUUGAGUUAGAUAGAUAGCUACAUAGAUUUGAUUUGACAGUUAUAAGUUACAACCAGGGGGAAGAUGCCACCAGUCCGGUCCCAUACACGACUUUCUUGUGACGUAUUAUGCGCGGAGACCUUUUGUGACGUCACCAAGCAUCAAUUCGCUACAUAAACUGUGUUCAGCUUUGAUAUAUAUCAUCAGUACAAUCUCUUUUUUCAAUCAGGUUGUUUCAGGUAAUCUUUUGCCGCAUAGUCUGCCCUAGCUGACGCUGUGCAGAGAAUACUACGAUUGGAAACGGUUGGUUAGACCCGUUCGCACUGCACAAGAAAGCAAGAUGGACCGUAGUGAUGAGAGAAUCAAAAGAGCUUUAAGGCGCCGCCCUUAUGUGUUGAAUCCAGUGAGGGUGAACACCCCUGAUUCUGUGAUGUGGCCAACCGGUAAGGUGCACAGAAGACCAAGGCCUUCUACUUCAGCGCAGACCCCUCAGAUCCACAAAAGGCCUCCAAUCAUUGAGAGCUGUGGGCAGGAACAGACAUCUGGGGAUGGACGGGACAUCAAUCCAGAGCCUCUCAGCCAGUCUGGAAGGGUGACUCGGCUGAUGGAGAGAAAUUAUGAUGGGGUCAUCUCAUCCUCCAACUCUGAUGACAUCUCUAUUUACUCCUUCACUGACUGUGAAUCUGAGUCUGAUGAUGAGGAUCAUGAAAGGAGGACACCACCGCUGAUAGUGAAGGAUGAGGAGGAUGGAAAGGUGACAAAGUUUGAAGUGAGGGAUAUGGUAGAGGACGACAAUCUGUCUCUCCACUCCUUGGAUGAAUCAGACUUUCUGUGUGAUAAUGGCAAUGAUGCCUCUGCUGAGGACAGUCCUGGGCCUUCAAAGGAACCACAGAGAAAAGGGGCUUCACUGAAGGACCCUCGACUGAUUAUUGUGGCCAAGCCCAACAUCCUUCUCCCUGCCUCUGUGAGUGCCCUGAAGAAGGCAUCACGCCUGACGGAGUUGGUCCCUACUGUCCGGCCCUGCAAGGAGCAGCAGGACAAGAAGACACAGUGGACCAACACCAACAAGGAGAGCCUGAGGAGGAUUAAAAAAACUGGCCUCCAUAGAGCUCGACCUGGAGGAAGGCCUGAAGAAGGUCAAUGACGGUCAGGACGUCAACCAAGAGAGGCAGAAGAAUGAGGGAUGCUUCAGAGCCUGGAUUGAGAAGUGGAUGGGGAGGAGGAAGGAGGAAAGACUGAGGGAUGAAGAUGUGAAUAGGGAAGACAAAGGGAGGAUGGGCGAAGAGGUGAGGGCACUGAUCCAAGUGAUGAAGAGAAACUGCAGUGAACGUGAUCUUGAGGCAGUAAACCUGGACACUUGGCUGAAUGACUUGGAAAGGUUGAAAGUGGCCUUCAAGAAAUGCACUGGAGAGAUGGCCAAAAUGAGCCCAGGGAAAGUCUCUGGUCCUGUGUCUGGCCUCUCUCCUCUUGUGACCUCAGGACCCCGGACCCUGGCUGAAGCCCCUACGGGCCCUGCCCUCUGCUGUGGCCCGUCCCUCCCAAAAGGAUGUCCCAAAGCCUCCGACACCUCCAAGCCCCGUCUCUGUCAUUGUUGCUUUGCCUGCUGUGGAGUACUUACCAUACCACCGCAGCCCUCGCCUGGCCCCAAUCACCAACCUGAGUGAGAACGGCAGGAAGCUGCUCCAGAAAAUGUCAGGAGUGACCCCACAGGAAGGGAAGGUCAAAAGGAAAAAGAGCAAGGGAAAAAAGCAAGUGAAGAAAGAGAAGGCCAGCAAGAUGCAGCAGGUGGAAAAUGUUGGAGAAAGUAAGGAGGACAAGAAAGAGGAAAAGAAGAGUCUGAGGAAGAG
Salmo salar (Atlantic salmon) is the source of this 1969-nucleotide messenger RNA. Lineage: Eukaryota; Metazoa; Chordata; Actinopteri; Salmoniformes; Salmonidae. The record is from RefSeq and is a predicted model, not a curated record.